UCCUUUCAUUUCGUUUCUCGGUAUAUUUCGUGUUGGACGUGUGCGGUCGUCAGAGAAAUUGGUGAAAUUCUGUGAAUUUUACUGUUCAAUUAUUCGUUAAACUAGCGUUACAUAUCGCGUAAGUAGCAAAAACGAUGAGGAACUUUGUGUAUGCCGUCGUGUUGGGUCUGUUUGCCCUGAGCCACCUGGGUGUUGCUAACGAGGACAGCUCCGCCCGGUUGUUGGUGUCAAAGCAGAUUUUGAACAAAUACCUCGUAGAGAACCGAGACAUUGUUGUCAAGUACACACUGUACAACGUUGGAUCCGGAGCUGCCGUUAAUGUACAGUUAGUUGACAACGGUUUCCAUCCCGAGGCAUUCACCGUCGUUGGAGGUCAGCUGACGGCUACCAUCGAUCGCAUUGCCCCACAGACCAACGUCACCCAUAUCGCUGUGGUGCGACCAAAGGCCUACGGUUACUUCAACUUCACCGCAGCCGAGGUCAACUACCAGCCCGCGGAGGAAGUCACCGAACUGCAGUUCGCCGUCAGCUCCGAGCCCGGUGAGGGUGCCAUCGUUGCCGAGGCUCAGUUCAACAAGCAAUUCUCUUCGCAUUACCUGGACUGGUUUGCGUUCGCCAUCAUGACCCUGCCAUCGUUGGCCGUCCCCUACGGACUGUGGUUCAGUUCCAAGUCGAAGUACGAACUGUUGUCCAAACCAACGAAGAAAGUUAACUAAGAGCUAAGGGUUUAGAAUAGGUCGACAACCUUUUCCAUGUUUGAGAGGAAUGUGUGAAUGCGAGGCAGAUUUUUACUGCUUCGAGUUUCCUCCGAGUGGUAUGGGUGGAUAUUCUGUUUUUGGAAAGACUAAUUUAUUACACAUAAGAACGCUUUUUCUGUUCCACAAUUCUCAUCACUCUUAAGCCACCCAGUUUUUUUUUGGUUGUUGUUGCCGUUUUAUAAGUUCGAACAAGAGUAGAAAGAAUCGAGUUAGGGAAGAGGAAGGUGUUGCAUUUUUUUGUACUCUGGCAGCAACAUAAAGCAAUGCAGGAAUCAGGCUUUAGUUUGUUACAUCGAGUCGUACCAUCAAAUAAAAAAAGAGAUUGAAAACUGAA
This is a messenger RNA of Ochlerotatus camptorhynchus, 1092 nucleotides long. It is a transcript of the gene SsRbeta, whose product is annotated as signal sequence receptor beta. The transcript has 3 exons. Bases 135 to 716 code for a protein of 193 amino acids. Lineage: Eukaryota; Metazoa; Arthropoda; Insecta; Diptera; Culicidae. Gene Ontology annotation, cellular component: endoplasmic reticulum; membrane. The record is from RefSeq and is a predicted model, not a curated record.